AUGAACCACAACGGAUAUCAAUACGCACCUUCCUCGAAGGAUGACCGAUCCUCGACGCGCUCCUGGGGAACGGCCCCAUCUCCCCACGGCGCCUACCCCCGCGCCUCUCCAGCCGACCCUUCCUACGCGUCGUCGUGGGGCACAGUGCACACCAAGUCGGUCGGAACGCCCGUGUCGUUCUCGGUCGGUUCACCAGUCCCAAGCACGAAUGGACAGUCGUCGUGGGGAUCGCAGAGCACGUAUGUCCCGUCCGUGCACAGUAGUAUCGCGCCUUCGCCCCACGUUGGGCCGGGAACGCCAGCGUCGUCGGCGACGUUGAUCAACAGGCCUCGCCCACAUCCCGGACCAGACGGCCCGUUGUCCAAUGUGAUGAUUUGCCCGUGUGUCGACAUCAAGUCAAACCAGAUGUGGAUGGACUUGAAGUACCCACCUUCACCUACUGGCGCUCAAUACAACUAUCACGCUCAGAUUCAUGAGGCUGCUUUUUAUCCUCCAUUAACUUAUACGAAGAUUUAUUUCAAAGGAUUCCCCAACUGGUCCCUGAGCCUUCACACCCCUCAAGCGCUAACUGUCUAUGCCAUCUUGGAACAAGUGCACUACUAUCUUCAGCAGUGUGACGGGCCUCAAGACGCCCAAUCAGCGCGUGUCGCUUACGGCGCUCAGCCCACAUCAAAUCACUCGUCUCAGUUUAAGACACACGGCGGCGCUGGGCGACGCAUUGAUGCGUUGAACGGCCGUACCAUCGUACAGGGCUUCCAAGCCGCUGGCGGCUAUAACGAGUGGGUCAUCCACCUUGCCCAUGUGCCGCGCCAGUGA
This is a messenger RNA of Cyclocybe aegerita, 816 nucleotides long. The record is from the annotation of a GenBank genome assembly. Lineage: Eukaryota; Fungi; Basidiomycota; Agaricomycetes; Agaricales; Hemipholiotaceae.